AUGUCCGAGAAGCAGCCCCCCGCCGGUGACGUCGAGGAGGAGGUCCAGCCCGCCAAGUCCGCCGAGGACCGCAAGGCCGCCUCCGCCCUCGCCAGCCUCGACGCCGGCGGUGACGACUCGGGUAACACCCAGGUCGACGCCGAGGCCGCUCAGAAGGCCAUCCAGGGCCUGGGCGGCGCCACCGCAGCCAAGAAGGAGGUCAAGAACGUCAAGGUCGACGCUGCCGACGUUGCCCUGCUGGUCGACGAGCUCGAGCUUCCCAAGCCCAAGGCCACGGAGCUUCUCAAGGCCAACGACGGAGAUGCGGUCAAGGCGAUGAAGGCAUACCUGCGCUCAUGA
Colletotrichum graminicola M1.001 is the source of this 339-nucleotide messenger RNA. RefSeq lists its product as uncharacterized. The record is from RefSeq and is a predicted model, not a curated record. Gene Ontology annotation, biological process: negative regulation of apoptotic process; protein stabilization. The transcript has 2 exons. Lineage: Eukaryota; Fungi; Ascomycota; Sordariomycetes; Glomerellales; Glomerellaceae. The coding region runs from base 1 to 339 and encodes 112 amino acids.